Symbiodinium sp. CCMP2456 is the source of this 2437-nucleotide messenger RNA. Lineage: Eukaryota; Dinophyceae; Suessiales; Symbiodiniaceae. The record is from the annotation of a GenBank genome assembly.
GCUGAUGCUGCUGGCAAGGGCCAGGCUUCCAGCAAGGGCAAGGGCGAGUGGCAGUGGUCGACCGUCGCCAAGCGUGAUGAGUCCGACAACGAGGCUGAGAAGGACAACCGGGAUGAUGCGAAGGAAGCGGAGAGAGACAAGGAGAAGGAACGACGGAAGGAGAAGGAAAAGGAACGCAGAAAGGAGAAAGAGAAGGAGAAGGAAAGAGAAAAAGACAAAGAGAAGGCCAAGAAAGAGAAGGCACGAAAGACCAAAGCCAAAAAGAAGCGCGAGGAGGAGUCCUACAGCUACUCUUCGUCCUCGGACGAGUCGCGAAGUCGGCGCAGGAAGAAAAAGAAGAAGGAGGUGAAGAAAAAGAAGAAGGCCCAGGAAAAGAAGAAGAAGAGGAAGGACGGCGACUGCCUCCUCGAGAUCGGCAGUUCCAGUAGCGGCGACCUGGAAAUCGUGGCAGAGACUUCCGGGCCGAUCCUGGCGCUCGCCAACAGCACCCCUCCGGAGCCGCCCACGAUGGAGACUGCUUUUGAGGAGGUGACCGAUGAGCAGCGCGAGAAGCAACGACGCCGCUUGGAGCGCUUUAGAGCGAUGCAAGCUGGCUUGACAGAAGGCGAGGGAGAAGGCGAAACGAAAGAGGCCUCGACUCGCCUGGAAGUGAAGGCCUCUGAUGGGGACUCGGUGUUGGCCAAGCUCAGAGCACAGGCUGACAAGACAGAGGAGAAAGAUGAGAAGGCGGAAGGACAAGCAGCGGAAGACGACAAGUCUGCAACUUCCGAGGGGGAGGAUGAAGGAGAGGAAGGCGGCGGAAAGGCCUCCCCUGCGGCGAAGGCAGAGAAAGGCGAGAAGACAGCUGCCGAAGAAGAAUCCGCAGAGGAGCCGGCGAGAUCCAAGGAAGAUGAGGCGACAGAGCCGAACGGAGAGGACAGCGCCACGAGCUCGCCGGCGGUGCAGAGCAAGGAGCAGAAUGACCAGGAGAAGAAAGCUGCCGCUCCCAGUGGCGAGGCCGGUGAGGGUGACGAGGAGGUUGGAUCCCCGGUCGAUGUAAAUGAGCCCGACCUGAAGUGGGAACGUAAGACGAAGACCAAAGCGCCGAAGCCUGGAGACCGAAAGCGUGGAGUACAGUUCGGCGGGGCAUCGCAGGUCGAGACCGAGAAGGGCAACGAAGGCUCGGAGGACGGAAGCGAAACGGAGCUUUUCCAGGAUCUCAAAGCCACCAAGGCCACCGAAGCGACCGAGGCGGAGACACCUGCAGUACCGGCACCGGAGGACGACUUCGCAAAUUUCCUGGACGAGAUCAAAGAGCUGGAUGCUUUGACGGGCCCGGAGUCUUCUGCAGACAAGAUGGAAGAGCUACUCCAGUCCGAGGAGGGCCUGACGUUCAAAGAAAAUGAGCCGCAGCCCACCAAGGCCGCUGAAGCGAACAGCCCGGCCCAAAGCAAGGACGGACAAGAGGCAACAAGGAGCGAUGAAAAGCCUUCGGAGGAAGAGGCGAAGGAAGAGGAGAAGAAGAAAGAAGAAGCCACCGAGAUCAAGGAUGAGCUGAAGGAUGAGGGGGAAGAGGCGAAGCAGGAGGCCGAGGCCAAGGAGAUGAAAGCUGAAGAGGAGAUGAAAGAGGAGGAGGAGGAGGAGGAGCAGGCACCCACAGUGAAAGAAGAGGUAAAGGAGGAAGACGUCGAGAUGAAGGAGGAGACAGUCGGCUCCGAAGCGAAAGCCGAGCAGACCUCCGAAGACGCCCCCGAAGUUGAGCCGAAGGAAGAGGAGGAGGAAGUUGAAUUGGAAGAGGCUCCGCUGGAGAAGGAGGAAGAGAAGGAGGAGGCUGCGCAGGAGAAGGAUGAGGCAAAGGAAGCCCCGAUGAAAGAAGACGCAAAAGAGGACAAGGCGGAAAAGGAUGACGAAGAGGACGAAAUGGCCAACUUCCUGGAAGGAAUCGAGCAGAUCGACGAGGCAAAGAGCAAGGAGCCAGUCCACGAGACGGCCCCUGCAGAGAAGGAAGACACCAGCAUGGAAGUCGACGCGGGCAUCGAGGCGCCGGCAGACGCAGAUGCCGAGCCUCCAGAACCUAUGGAGGAGGAGGAGCAGGAGGAGGAGGGGAAGGACGAGCCCAAGGAAGCCAGCGCAGCCCCUGAUCCCACCGAGGAUGAGGACAUGACUGCGUUUUUGCAGGGCAUCGAGCAGAUUGAGGAGCAGAAACCAGAUGACGCAGACAGAUCUUCCGACGGGAAGGCAGACGACUCGACUAUCCUGGAGUCGGGUGAAGGCACACCCUGCGGAACCGAGGGCGGUGCCACGGAAAGCGCUGAGGACGACUUCGCUGCCUUCCUGGGUGCCUUGGACGAUAUGGAGGAGAAGAAGGAUGGCAAGGCUGAAGAGGAGGCAGCAGAAGAAGGAGACGGCUUGGACGAUCUGCCGGCCGUGGAGAUCAAGCGGCGCUUGCGUGCCGAAG